AUGUUUGGACACUUCAGGCUCAAGAGUAUACCGAAACGUCUGUUUCAUAGCACGGCACCUCUUCGACUGGAAUUACCAAAGGAAUAUGAGUCGCUAAAACUCUCGCAGGUACCAGAUCUCCCCGUCCAUAAGACAGUCCCGUUGUCCAGCCAAAGCUUCAAAGGUAAGACCACAAUAGACCCAGAAAAGUCGCCAUUGGUUCUUCUCCAUGGACUUUUUGGAGCAAAACAGAACUACAGCUCUGUCGGAAGACAUAUUUGUGCAGCCACAGCCAGAAACGUCAUCGGUAUCGACUUGAGAAACCACGGCUCCACCAUUCAUGCUGCCCCACAUGAUUACUUACACAUGACGAACGAUACCAUCAAGCAUAUCGAGGAUAUGGGCACCUCGGUGGUGUUGGCAGGCCAUCUGAUGGGUGCAAAGGUGGCUAUGUUGGUGAGUUUGUUGCGGCCCGAAUUGGUGGAGAAGUUGGUGGUAAUUGAUAACAGUCCUGCCAGCCAGAAUCUCGGGAGCCAGUUCACAAAGGACUUGCUAGGGAUGUGUCAUGUCGAGAGAGACCGGUCACUUCGAGAUUUGCCUCAGGCGGCCAAAUUGCUGAAAAUAGAUAAACUUCUCUUCAAGUAUGAGAAGAGCUCCUUAGUUCGUCUCUUUUUGAUGUCCAAUCUUCAUCGGAGGGCAUCGAAGCAUGAUAACCUGCCAGUAAAGUUCCGAGUACCGGUUCUCAACUUUUUGAAGAUGAAAACUUUGGAUGCCAUGGGCCAAUGGCCUGAUUCGGUGGAGAAGUUGAAGUAUCAUGGACCAGUGAAGGUAAUGCGGGGCACACAGUCAGACUUUGUUAAGGACAUUGAGGUUUUUUCCAAGCAUUUCACAGAUGUUCUGGUGACAGAUUUUGAUUCUGGCCACUGGCUAGUAAGUGAAAGGCCGAACCAAUUUGUAGAGGAAAUGGUUGCAUUUACUGAGUCAUCUUAA
Messenger RNA from Sungouiella intermedia, 969 nucleotides. NCBI's taxonomy places the organism in Eukaryota, Fungi, Ascomycota, Pichiomycetes, Serinales, Metschnikowiaceae. The record is from the annotation of a GenBank genome assembly.